Messenger RNA from Lycium barbarum (goji berry), 387 nucleotides. RefSeq lists its product as uncharacterized. Gene Ontology annotation, biological process: ribosomal large subunit biogenesis. The transcript has 4 exons. The coding region runs from base 1 to 381 and encodes 126 amino acids. Gene Ontology annotation, cellular component: nucleolus; preribosome, large subunit precursor. Lineage: Eukaryota; Viridiplantae; Streptophyta; Magnoliopsida; Solanales; Solanaceae. The record is from RefSeq and is a predicted model, not a curated record.
AUGGCUAGAUCAUGUACCCUGCUUACGUGCACAAUAAAAGGACAAGCAAGCAUGAAGUGUGUUAAAAUGUCAAAAUCACCUGAAGAUUCUGGUGUUGAAGGUACAGAAACGACAUGGAAUGUUAGUGGUUCAGGCAACAUUUUGUGCUCCAAGGUUGACGCAGAUGAAAACUAUGCAUUGUUUGGUGGGAAGGGCGUUGAGGUUAACGUAUGGGAUCUGAACCAGUGUGCUAAAAUUUGGACUGCAAAAUCUCCAGCAAAAAAUAGCCUUGGUAUAUUCACCCCAACUUGGUUUACAUCUGCAACUUUCUUGUGCAAAGAUGACCACCGCAAAUUUGUUGCAGGCACGAACAGUCACCAGGUAUUUUGUUUUCUUAGCUAAUAUUUC